Messenger RNA from Myiozetetes cayanensis, 1094 nucleotides. It is a transcript of the gene YBX1, whose product is annotated as Y-box binding protein 1. The record is from RefSeq and is a predicted model, not a curated record. Gene Ontology annotation, biological process: regulation of gene expression. Gene Ontology annotation, cellular component: nucleus. Lineage: Eukaryota; Metazoa; Chordata; Aves; Passeriformes; Tyrannidae. Gene Ontology annotation, molecular function: nucleic acid binding.
GCCCCCAACGGCCGGCCUCAGUCACCAUCACAACCGCGGGAGGGCGGCGCGCGAAACAGCAGUCACCACCACCGUCCGCACCGAACAAGCCGCCGCCAUGAGCAGCGAGGCCGAGACCCAGCCGCCCGCCGCCGCCCCCGUCCCCGCGGCGGCCCCCGCCGCCGCGCCCGCCGACUCCAAGCCAAACGGCGGCACCGGGAACGGGAGCGGCCUGGCCUCGGCGGCGCCUCCCGCCGGCGGGGACAAGAAGGUCAUCGCAACGAAGGUUUUGGGAACAGUGAAAUGGUUCAACGUGAGGAACGGUUACGGCUUCAUCAACAGGAAUGACACCAAGGAAGAUGUGUUUGUCCAUCAGACUGCCAUAAAGAAGAAUAACCCCAGGAAGUACCUCCGCAGCGUAGGAGAUGGAGAGACCGUGGAGUUUGAUGUGGUUGAGGGAGAAAAGGGCGCGGAGGCAGCCAACGUUACAGGACCUGGAGGAGUUCCAGUGCAGGGCAGUAAAUACGCAGCAGACCGUAACCAUUACAGACGAUAUCCACGUCGUAGGGGCCCUCCACGCAACUACCAGCAAAACUACCAGAACAGUGAGAGUGGGGAAAAGAACGAAGGAGCAGAGAACAUACCAGAAGGUCAAGCCCAGCAACGCCGUCCCUAUCGCAGGCGGCGGUACCCACCUUACUAUAUGCGUAGGCCCUACGGGCGUCGUCCACAAUAUUCCAACCCUCCCGUACAGGGAGAGAUAGUGGAGGGUGCUGACAACCAGGGUGCAGGAGACGGCAGACCAGUCAGGCAGAACAUGUACCGGGGUUACAGACCACGAUUCCGCAGGGGUCCUCCUCGUCAAAGACAACCUAGAGAGGAUGGGAAUGAAGAAGAUAAAGAGAACCAAGGGGAUGAGACCCAAAGUCAGCAACCACCUCAACGUCGGUACCGCCGUAACUUCAACUACCGACGCAGACGCCCAGAGAACCCUAAACCACAAGAUGGCAAAGAGACGAAGACAGCCGAACCACCAGCUGAGAACACGUCCGCUCCCGAGGCCGAGCAGGGCGGGGCUGAGUAAAUACCGGCUUAACAUCUCUACCAUCAUCCGG